Messenger RNA from Aedes albopictus (Asian tiger mosquito), 2104 nucleotides. RefSeq names its product T-complex protein 1 subunit theta (gene CCT8). The record is from RefSeq and is a predicted model, not a curated record. Gene Ontology annotation, cellular component: chaperonin-containing T-complex. Gene Ontology annotation, molecular function: ATP hydrolysis activity; ATP binding; ATP-dependent protein folding chaperone. The transcript has 2 exons. Bases 164 to 1804 code for a protein of 546 amino acids. Gene Ontology annotation, biological process: protein folding. NCBI's taxonomy places the organism in Eukaryota, Metazoa, Arthropoda, Insecta, Diptera, Culicidae.
UUUUCCUCUGUGUGCUGUGCAGAACAACAGCAGUGCUUGCACGAGAAAGACCCGUUUUCGGCUCGGUGCACCAGUGAUCAGAAAAACGAGUUUGAGGUUGUGUUUCAGCAGCUACACUGCGGUGUCUCUUGUGUCUUGAAUCAAGAAAAAUCUGUGAACGAAAAUGGCUCUCCACGUCCCGAAAGCACCCGGUUUCGCUUCCAUGCUCAAGGAAGGCGCUCGCGCUUAUUCCGGGCUAGAGGAGGCAGUGUACCGUAACAUCAACGCCUGCAAGGAAUUUGCCAGUUCGGUGCGCUCGGCUUACGGUCCGAAUGGAAUGAACAAGAUGAUCAUCAACCACAUCGAGAAGCAGUUUGUCACUUCCGAUGCGGGUACGAUUAUGCGCGAGCUGGAUGUGGAACAUCCGGCGGCCAAGUUGAUGAUUCAAGCGAGCCAGAUGCAGGAGGCGGAGGUCGGCGAUGGCACAAACUUUGUGGUGGUUCUGUGUGGAGCGUUGUUGGAGGUGGCCGAGGAGCUGCUGCGGCUGGGAGUAACCACCAGUGAUAUUACCGAGGGGUACGAGAAGGCGCUGGACAAGGCACUGGAGAUUCUGCCGAAGCUGGUGUGUCACGAAGUGAAGGAUUAUCGCAAUCAGGAACUGGUCAAGGAAGCGAUCAAAGCCUCGAUCAUGUCCAAGCAGCUGGGAAAUGAGGAAUUCAUCUCGGAACUGAUCACGAAGGCUUGUGUGUCGAUCCUGCCGGAGAAGACCACGUUCAAUGUGGACAACAUCCGGGUGUGCAAGAUUCUUGGCAGUGGACUGCACACGUCCGAAGUAAUUCAUGGCAUGGUAUUCAAGAGGUUCGUCGAGGGAGAAAUCUCAUCGGCCAAGGAUGCCAAGAUUGCUUUGUUCUCCUGCCCGGUGGAUAUCAUUCAGACGGAAACCAAGGGAACCGUGUUGAUCAAGAGCGCCGAUGAGCUAAAGAGUUUCAGCAAGGGAGAGGAAAACUUGUUGGAGUCACAGAUCAAGGCCAUUGCCGACACCGGAGCAAAGGUGGUUGUUGCCGGGGGAAAGUUCGGCGACAUGGCGUUGCACUAUAUGAACAAGUACGGUUUGAUGGCAGUUCGUUUGAACUCCAAAUUCGACCUCCGUCGAUUGAGCAAGGCCGUCAAUGGAACUGUCCUGCCCCGUUUGACCCCUCCCAGUGCGGAGGAACUUGGCUACUGCGACAACGUGUUCGUUAACGAACUCGGAGACACCUCGGUUUGCAUCUUCCGGUCGGAGGGAUCAGACAGCCGUAUUGCUACCAUCGUUAUCCGAGGCUCCACCGAUAACUACAUGGACGAUAUCGAACGCGCCAUCGACGACGGAGUCAACACGUUCAAGGGUCUUACCCGUGAUGGGCGCUUCCUGCCGGGAGCUGGAGCCGUUGAAAUCGAAUUGGCCCGCCAAUUGGCAGAAUACGCCGACACCCUCCCCGGCCUCGAUCAAUACGCCGUCCGAAAGUUCGCCGUCGCCCUGGAAGCAUUCCCCAAAGCCCUCGCAGAAAACAGCGGCAUCAACGCAACGGAAAUCGUGAACAAGCUCUACCUGGCCCACAAGGAAGGCAAGCUGAACGAAGGAUUCGACAUCGAUGCCGAGCAACCGGCCACAGUCGAUGUGACCAGCACGAAAAUCUACGACCUGUUCCAGACCAAGUACUGGGGCCUGAAAUACGCCGUCGGAGCUGCCUGCACGAUCCUCAAGGUGGACCAGAUCAUCAUGGCGAAACGGGCCGGUGGACCAAAACCGCGAGCCGGCGCGGCCAAUAGCGACGACGAAUCGUAAGAUGCUUCCUCGUUUGGCCCUUCUUCUUAUCAUAUUCUCUAUAAACUUUAAUUAUUACCUAUAUAACUUCAUUAACCGCCCCUUUAACAGUGUUGUGUGAGCAUCAAGAACAACCACCACCACAUCUCAUCGUAAGUUUGCGCAUUUUUAGAAGUAGCUUGGAAACUUACCCACUUUUCUGGUCGUACACCUUUGCUGGUUUUGUAAGCUUUUUUGCUGUUGCGGCUGGCAACCAUUAAGUCGUAGGUACACAUAAUACACAUUUCGUUCCCGGAGGAUGAAAACCAUCACUUGAUACUA